Owenia fusiformis is the source of this 2722-nucleotide messenger RNA. NCBI's taxonomy places the organism in Eukaryota, Metazoa, Annelida, Polychaeta, Sabellida, Oweniidae. The record is from the annotation of a GenBank genome assembly.
UGUAUUUGAUCGGCAUAAGGAGGCAAUCCGCUUUAAAUCACACAUAAGGGUUUCAGAAAAUAAGAAUUGAACGGAAUAAUGGAGAAACAAGAAGAAACUAAAAAUAAUCCAAAAUGUUUGGAAAAAUUCCUAAACAUCAAAAUGUUUGUCACUGCGUUAUGUUUAUUUGGUCUUGGUACAGGGACAUUUAGUACCUACUACUUUUCAAUAAUAACAUCACUAGAGAAAAGAUUUGGAUUUUCGAGUUCAACUUCAGGAUUUCUAAUGACUGUCGAUAACUACAUGUACAUUCCUUGUGUAAUAUUAAUCAGUCAUUUUGGAAGACGUAGCCACACUCCGCGUAUAUUUUUCGUAUCAUCUAUCAUCGUAGCUAUAGCUAUGCUACUUUGGGCGACUCCCUUUUUCAUAUUCGGGAGCAAAGGUGGAAAUUAUCAAGAAUUCCCAGCGACAAAUACUACACAGGAUAACUCAAGCGUAUCAACACAAUUCUGCAUUAUGGGACAAGCCGUAAAUACAACACAUAAUGAAGUGAACUGUGAUAGUGAAGACAUGAAGACUGAACAAGAAAACAAAAUAGCUUACUAUCUGUUUGUGGUGGCUCAAUUAUUCUACGGGGUGGGAGGUUGCUCGUUUUGGACACUGGGUAUGACUUACAUUGACGACAAUGCUAGCAGAAAGGAUCUUUCCUUCUAUCUAGGUGUUAUGUUUGCGCUGCGUGCUGCGGCUCCAGUGCUGGGGUACUUCCUGGGAGCAGCUGUAUUGUUUCUACCUGAAGAUCUUGUGUCUACUGACACAGGACAAGAAGACGCUGAGUAUAUAGGAGCCUGGUGGCUAGGGUUCCCUAUCAUCGCUCUCUUCAUCAUACUAGGCUCUUUGCCUAUGGCCAUCUUACCCAAGAAAAUGGUAGUGGACAAGAGUGAUAUACAGAAUGAUGACGAUGAUGGAAAUGGCGUUUCAUUUAGCCAAGCGGUUACUGACAUUAAAGAUCUUCCAAAGUCACUAUUGCGACUUCUGCUGAACCCAGUCUUCAUGGGCCUAACUGUUGCGUAUUCAUUCUUUGUCUUCUGGAUCGUUGGUUAUUCUGCUUUUCUCCCAAAGUAUAUUGAAGCACACUUCAAUGUAACUGCCACAACGGCUAAUAUGUUAACAGGUUCAAUGGGUGCCAUGGCAGGUGCUGUUGGAUCAUUUGUCAGUGGGGUGGUCACAUCACGCUUCAAGGCCACGAAGAGACGUGUCAUGCGAAUUGUGCUCUAUAAUAUGGUUUUUGUCGUAGUUUCCUCUGCCUGUCUCUUAGCAUUUGUAUGUCCACAGACCGAAAUUGUAGGACUAAAUGUGAGAGGUAACGGAACUUGUAGUGAGGACUGUAACUGUGAUGACAGUGCGUACAGUCCUGUAUGUGGAGAUGAUAAUAACUACAUGUCCGCCUGUCACGCUGGUUGUACAACACUUAAUAAUGGUACCUAUAACAAUUGCCAAUGCACAGAUGGGGAGACUGUAACAGUUGGAUUAUGCUCUGCAUUCUGUAGCUUAGUUAUACCCUAUGCUAUAGUAGCAUUUACAGCAGCAUUCUUCCAUACGUUACAAGAAGUGGCCAUCAGUAGAAUUCAUCUCAGAUGUGUUGCGAAAGAUGACAGGGCUUUGUCUAUUGGUAUCAUGAGUUGCAUUCUUGUACUGAUUUCUCUACCCUCACCAGUGGUAUUUGGCGUAGUGGUUGACAGUGCGUGCCUUAAACAGAUGCCAUCAUGCUCUUCAACAGACAGCGCAUGCUGGUUCUAUGCCACUGAUCAAAUGCGAGUUUACUUCCACAUUUUAAUGGUCGCCUGUUUGAUUUUUGAAGUGAUAGGGUACGCAUUUAUGUGGUAUAAAUGUAAGAAUGCUGAUUUUUUAUAUGAUGACCCGGAACCAGUGAGUGAAGCAAAAUCAAAAGAGGAUCUAGAAACUGCUCAACCACUUAUGACUAUCAAAGAUCACAAUGGAACUACAGAUGCCAAAAUAACAGAUUUGUAGAAAAUGCUAUUACACAUUUUCUUCUCCGAGCCGUUUUUAGACUCGUACGGAUAAUGGAUCAGUUGCAUAGCCAUUUGUUCAAGCUGUUCUAGUUGUGAGUUGAACUCCUUCUUGUUUGGAUCAUCAGUUUUGGUUCCAAGCAGUGUUGGAUGUUGACCUGUAAAUAACAAAAGUUUGCAUUUAUCAUCAUUGUUUCAAUUACUUGAUAGCAUCAAGCAAGUUGUAAAUAUUUUUAAAAAACGCUUACUGCAUGGCUACAUUACAUGUAUUUUUGACAUGACGAGAAUAUGUUAAUAUGGAUUUCAAAAGGUGUGGUAGAUAUUUUAAAUAUUUAACUAAAUGCGUUAAUGUUGGACGUAUACUUAUUUUAUCAGGAUAUUAUAUCAUACCAGAUUGUCCAUCAUAUCCCGCCUGUCAGUAUUUUUCAGUAGCAUCCCCGGUAACACCAUAAAUUCUCACAUUAGUGCCGCUCAUGAUUCUGUACAUGUAAUUUGAAGAUGUAUCGCUAUAGUUUUUUUUAUUAUGGUUUCAUAAAGACACUUCACUGGACAACACUGGUUUGGUGCAACAUUCUUUUAUAACCAGAACAACGGCAACGCCAAAGCGUAGCGAAUCCCAUCGAACGUAAAUGGAAGAUUCCAGUUCUUGUGAUAUUCCAUGGAAAUAUGAUGUUAAGUGUGCCCAUUUUAGUCUGGGUUCCUUUUAGAUAUGUUGC